GCACAAGAAUAGUGUUAGCCGAUCUGUUCACCUCCACUGACUCGGCCCAUGUCGGUCCCGUGCCACAUGAAUGCAGAUAACCAAUCGCAAUCGUUGAUGCCCUGCAUAUCGCAUGAUUAGCUCUUGUUCUGGACAGUACUCUUAACCCACAUUGUUGAGCAGUCUAAGAAUAGAUGCGGUGAUAUUUGGUGCCAUUCUUCCAGGUUUGGGCAUAUAAGGUACUUGUCUCCUCUUGCACUUGACCAUAGCCAGCAAUCGCAGGACGACUUAAUACACUUUUCUCUCUUCUUUUUGUCCCCUUUCCCUCUCCUCACUAGCCAGGCUGGUCCAGGCUCCUUUUGCGCUAUCAUUUAAUCACGAACCGGUUUUACGCCACUACAUUCUCUCCCAGUCCUCUGGUCCCCUACCAGCCCUCGAUCAACCUUUAUCCUUGAUUGGGUUGCCUCAUCAUCUGCUGUACAUAUAGAUCAAAGAUGUCGUCGUCAAUCACUCCAGCAAACUCCAAAUCUAACACCAAGAUGGCUGCCUCAAAAGAUGCAAAGUCGAAUGCCUCAAAGAUGCAUCGCCGUUCACGUACAGGCUGUUACACUUGCCGUCUUCGCAGAAAGAAGUGUGACGAGGGAAAGCCCGGUUGCAAAGCAUGCACUCAUCUGGGUGUCCAAUGUGUUUACAAACGUCCCAUGUGGUGGAGCAACACUGCCAAGCGUGCAGAACAGAAAGAGUUGGUCAAAGACAGAAUCAAGUUGACACAAACUGCAAAGAAGGCCAAAGAUGCAAGCACUCCUCCUCCAAGUCUCUGCAAAACCGAGACUGGUUCAGAUUCGAAGCCUUCAUCACGAACGCCCUCUGUCUGUACACCUUUUGCUCCAGAGAUCAACUUUACGCAAGUCUCGCCCGAAGGUUAUUUUGCUCUUCCCCCGCCAGAGGCACUCCUGUCGCAUCCUCCGUACCCCAUGUUCUCCCCUUAUGAAGUUGACAUCAAGACUGAACGCCAAAUCUUCAUUAACGAUGUCCCCACUCGACGCGACUCGACCAUCUCCACAUUCAGUACCUUUCAACCACCGCCAAUGGGAUCAAGCUGUCAUGGCUUCGCUCCGGAAAGCUGGGUGCAACAAGAUUACUUCGAGAUGCAACAAGAAUCAUUCACAGAGGAGCCUGUCAACUUCGAGUUUUUCGACUUGCCGCAUGGAAAAACUGCACCAAAUCAUGAGACCGUCAUCGAGGUAGACGAAGCCGACAAACCUCUGCUCAACCAUUUCAUCCAAAAGGUUUCGAAACUCAUCUUCCCCAUCCUCGAUGCCAACCAGCACAGUUCCACUCGCUCAGACAUCAUCUUGCCUGCACUUGAGACCAACAAAAGCUAUCUGCAUUGUUGCUUGAGCGUGUCAGGUCUCCAUAAGAAAUCCACCGAGGACGUUCCUUCAGAAGAGAUCGACGAGCACAUUCUGCGACAUCGCUAUGCAGCGAUAUCCGAACUAUGCGCGGCGUUGAACGAAGACAAGAACCAUGCUCAAAUCCUUGAAGCCACUCUGGGCAUGAUAUUUUUCCAGUGCUCUGUAGGUCGAGCGACGGAUACGAUCCCCGACAUACCGUGGCAUCAACACUUCCAGGCUGCUUCCGACCUUGUCGAUCGCCUUGAACUUCCGACUACUGUCAUAGCAGCGAUGCAAUGUGGUGAUGUGUCGCGUCCUCCUUUCAACAUGGCCCUCACGGCUUGGAUCGAUAUUCUUGGAGCGACUAUGCUUGGACGCUAUCCGCGAUUUGCCGACACAUAUCGUGACCUCAACAUUGGCAAAGGUAGCGCUGGCUUGUCGGAACUCAUGGGUUGCGAUGACAACAUCAUGUUCUUGAUCUCGGAGAUUGCUUGCCUUGAAGCUCACAAGCUUGAAGGCAUGGAUGAUCUGGUGCUUUGCGACUAUGUCAAGAUUCUUGGACAUAGCAUUGGCUACUGUGAACCAGGACCCGGUGCAGUGAAGAGCGCCUUUUCCGGUACUGGAGCCAUCAAGCCCAAGCAACUUAGUAUCAAUGUGACAGCGGCUUUUAUGUACGCCGCGCGCAUCUACCUUUGCUCACUCGUGCCUGGCUUCAGACUCGACGAUCAUAAUGUGACCAGCUUGGUCAGCGCAUUCUGCAAUGUCAUGGAGUACAUCCCGGCUGGACCGGAAGGCCACGACCGUUCACUGGUCUGGCCAUUGCUCGUAGUUGGAUCAGUAUCUUUGCCGACGUCGUCUUUCCGCAGCAUGUUUGAAGAACGCUGUUCGCGCUUGGGCGAGGCAGCCAGCUUUGGCUCCUUCGGUCGUGUUCGCGAGCUUUUCAAGGAUGUCUGGCUGCUGGUCGACAGUGAAGCAGCCAUCGGAAGCUACCAGAACGUCUCCUGGCGAGACGUGAUGAGGCAGAAGGAAUGGGACUUUCUGUUGAUCUGAAACUCCCUUUUCAUCCACCUUGACGGUGUGAUGAGUCCCCCUGUUUGUCCUGGUCUGGUAACUUUCCCCUUUUAAUAUUUGUACAUAUGGCGGAUUGUUCACGAAGUCACGAUACACCCCGGUCGCCGCAUCAGAGCGGUGCAACACAUGUAAUGGAACAAAGUGUGUUUUGUUUUGUUUUUCUUUCCUUUGAUUCUCUCAUGGCAGUUAUACCCGCAGCCGGUCGAAGGCAUGUCAUUCUGCCUGACAUGGUCGUCUCGUAUGAAG
Aureobasidium pullulans EXF-150 is the source of this 2690-nucleotide messenger RNA. RefSeq lists its product as uncharacterized. The record is from RefSeq and is a predicted model, not a curated record. Gene Ontology annotation, molecular function: DNA-binding transcription factor activity, RNA polymerase II-specific; transcription cis-regulatory region binding; zinc ion binding. Gene Ontology annotation, biological process: positive regulation of transcription by RNA polymerase II. Gene Ontology annotation, cellular component: nucleus. NCBI's taxonomy places the organism in Eukaryota, Fungi, Ascomycota, Dothideomycetes, Dothideales, Saccotheciaceae. The transcript has 2 exons. The coding region runs from base 474 to 2423 and encodes 649 amino acids.